This is a messenger RNA of Ambispora leptoticha, 1248 nucleotides long. The record is from the annotation of a GenBank genome assembly. NCBI's taxonomy places the organism in Eukaryota, Fungi, Glomeromycota, Glomeromycetes, Archaeosporales, Ambisporaceae.
AUGCCUAACGAACUUAGUCAUCCUUAUCGUAUUCCAGAAGUUACCGUUCAAUCAGACUGGGUAGAAGUUGUCUCUGAUGUUGCGCGAAGAGUUGUGGGUUCAGAGUCGUUCUGGGUGUCUUGCUACAAAAAAGGUGCUGUUUCUGUUCACGGUUCAGUGAAGGUGCUCAACGUUUCUGACGACCCGUCGAGUGUUGAGUUUAUUGGAAAGGACGGUGUGGACGUUGAAAAGAUUGAUAAUUAUUCAUUUUAUUUAUCGUGUAAUGCAAUGGAACUUAGUCGAGUUAUUAUUAAAGGAGCGAAAUCAACACUUAAAAACAUUCAUGAGACAAAAAUGAUAACCGCAAUGGAUAUUUCACCUGGUGGCCGAUUAUUCGUGACUGGUGAUAAUAAGGGAAUACUUAAAGUUGGUGAUACGAGUGAUGGUAGUGUGAGAAGAGAAUUACUAGGCCAUGUAUUGGAUAUUUCUACGUGUCGCUUUUUCCCAUCGGGACAAGUAAUUCUAAGUGGAUCCGGUGAUUUCCAAUUACGAAUCUGGUCCGCGCUGGAUGGUAGUAACCCUGUCACGCUAAAAGGUCAUAUAAAAGGUGUUACUGAUACUGCUAUUAUCGAUCGUGGUAGAAACAUUUUGUCUGCUUCGAGAGAUGGGACAAUAAAGUUAUGGGAUUGUGGUUCCUCAAGUACCCUAAGCACAAUGGGACACUACGAAUCUAGCGUUGACAAAAUAUCAUUAGGAACAUUCAUACACGACCUGCCAUACACCCGCAAUUCAGACUACCAACUUGAUUCACGUGAAGUCGCGACGCAAGAUAAAAUAGUAGUUGGCGCGUUGGGUAGUGGAGCGGUGAUUGGGAUUGAUUUACGAAGUAAAAAAGAGAUUUUCUCGGCUGAUUCCUAUCGAAAUGUAUCAUUAUGUUCUUGUGCUUACUCACCCAAUCGUAAUUUAAUUAUUGCUGGAUCUUCACAGGGUGUCAUUGAAUUGUUUGACAUAAGAGAUCUAAGCAAGAAUCUAUCCACAUUUCAACGUAAUGAAGCGGCAGUAAACGAUUUACUAUUUAUUGAGGGAAGUUCAGAUUUUUUGGUUGCACAAGGAGAUGGAUCGGCAUAUCGAAUAUCUGGAAUAUCUAUUACACAAGCCACACACGAGUACAUUGGAUUUGAUAUUGACCCAGUGUGCUCGAUUCGUGCAAUUGAUAAUGGACGAGAAGUUUAUGCCGCGGGACGAGACGGAUGUUUGCGAAAUUAUUAA